CUAUCUACGAUGCUGCAAAUUCUGUUACCCAUUAUGUGCGUUUGUCAUUCUUGCUGCUUGUGUGGUAGCGUGUGUUGGCUUAGUCUGGAUGCAGGUGGCUCUCAAGGAGGAUCUGGAUGCAAUAAAGGAGAAGUUUCGAACUAUGGAAUCUAAUCAAAAGACAUCAUUCCAAGAAAUUCCAAAACUGAAUGAAGAUUUGGUGCAGAAGCAAAAGCAACUAGAACAAAUUGAGACUGGAGAACAGGGGCUAAAUAAAAUUUGGAUAAAUAUCACAGAGAUCAAUAAACAGAUAUCACUAUUGACCUCAACAGUAAAUCAUCUCAAAAACAACAUAAAGUCUGCUUCUGAUUUGAUUUCUCUUCCUCUCACAGUAGAGAAACUUCAGAAGACUGUUGCAAACAUAGGUAGCACUCUUACCAGUGUUUCUCAUGAUGUUGAGAAUAUACAGACAGCUAUUGAAGAAUACAAGAAAUCCAUAGAAGUACUCCAGAACGAUGUGGAAUUAAAACAGAUAACUUCGCUUCCCUCCUCUGUUGUGCCAAGGACUGAGAGAAAUCAGACAGAAAAUUGCAAACAGGAAAGCCAGUCACUGCGUGCAGCGUUGGAGGACCUGAAUAAUACUGUAGUAGCGUACCAAAAAUUGAAUGACAUCAAGCUUCUAAAUGUGGAUUCAGCCAUUGGUAACCUUAGCCGGAGGGUUAUGCUCUUAGAAAACUCUCCCCUUGCUGUGAAUAAUCUGGACAAAAUAGAGAACUUGUCUACCAACGUGGGGAGUGAUGCAACUACCUCUCUAAAAGUGGAAAAUGUGGAUCAACUAGAUAAUGAAACUCAUUCAAAUAAAGAACUGAAGGAAACAGGAACUAGAGAUUCUCAGGUAUCAAAGCUAAGAGAGAAGCUUCAGCUGAUCAGUGCUCUCACAGGCAAGCCAGAAAAUGACAGACCCAUUGAGACAUCAAAGAAUGUUGAAAGUAGUCUGAGUACUACAGCAAAGCCCACAGACCUUUCAAGGCUGGCUUCAAGGUCAGCUGAUGACAACACAGAGGGUAAUGGACAGCUGAGACAUCUGUCCUUACCAGGAAUUUCCAGCAUUGAAGAUCUUCAGAUUUUGUUUGAAAAAGCAACUGAAGAUGGUGAUGGAAAACUGUCAUAUGAAGAUCUUCAAAAGCUGCUUGGCUCUACAGCCCAGGAGUCACAGAGCUUUAAGAAAUUUGACACAGAUGGAGAUGAGAAAUACUCAUUACAAGAACUGAGAUUAGCUUUAGGUGUAUAGGAUAUAUAUUUAGAAAUGUGAUAUUGAUGGAUGCUACUGUAGCUAAAGGAAACUACGGGACAUGAAAAACUACGUCUGCACUUUCCCAGUGUUUUACUGAUCUUUGGAGCUAAAUUACUGUACACAUUGCCACCUCUUUUUUUUUGUUUGCAUUUAUUGAAGAGAAAUUUACAAAUUUAUAUGUCGAUAGGACAUAAUAUUGGGACUGUGCUAAAAUACAGAAAAUUCCCAAACUUGGAAACAUUUUCCUCUCAUUCUUUUCAAGGGAGUUCUUGUUUUUAAUUUAAAAUGUGUACAUACUGAAAUAAAACGAUGGUUUUAUAUUUCACUGAAAUUUGCCUUAAAUUAGAGAGCUGCACUUUAUGUAGAGCAGAAGGAAACCUGUCUUGUAAAGAUGGGUGGCUUCUGCUUGUAAAUAUUUGAGAUAGA
Molecule: messenger RNA, 1699 nt
Organism: Tauraco erythrolophus (red-crested turaco)
Lineage: Eukaryota; Metazoa; Chordata; Aves; Musophagiformes; Musophagidae
Source: RefSeq, a predicted model, not a curated record